Messenger RNA from Dentiscutata erythropus, 256 nucleotides. The record is from the annotation of a GenBank genome assembly. NCBI's taxonomy places the organism in Eukaryota, Fungi, Glomeromycota, Glomeromycetes, Diversisporales, Gigasporaceae.
AUGAAUGGAAAAAUCAGUAAUGAAGUUGUUAGAUGUGUUCUUGGUAUUGAAGUUGAUAUUGAUAGCAUUAAAGGUAUAGUUUUGAAUGGAAGGAAAAAAAGUUGUUAUACAAUUCAAUCCGGUUAUGGUGAAAUAACAUUUGAGAUUUCAGAAAAACCAAUUAUUGAUGAAAAUGUAGAUGAAUAUACAAUGAAUAAAGAAAAGAAAAAAGAUAUUGUUAAUAAAAAGAAGAACUUUGAUGAAUUAAAACAAAUAG